Messenger RNA from Schistocerca serialis cubense, 1359 nucleotides. RefSeq lists its product as uncharacterized. The transcript has 2 exons. Lineage: Eukaryota; Metazoa; Arthropoda; Insecta; Orthoptera; Acrididae. Bases 175 to 1164 code for a protein of 329 amino acids. The record is from RefSeq and is a predicted model, not a curated record. Gene Ontology annotation, molecular function: protein binding.
AUGGGAAAUCAGUAUGAAGAAAUGAACCAUUACACUGGCGCCAAAAACAGUUGCAUGUAACAGCGCCAUUUUGCUGGUGUUAUGUCUGGGCUGUAUUGAUGGAUAUGAUCUGUCAGUGACGUGGGGGUGUGUCAUUGUAUGUUUUGGUUAUAACUGAAAGCAGUCAUCACAAGGAUGAUAGAGAAUUUUCCGGAUGAACUGAUUAUUGAAAUAUUAUCACAUUUGUCAGCUCUUGACAUAGUUAAAGGUGCACAAUAUGUAUGUCAGAGAUGGCACAUACUCUGCAAGAGCCCAGCUGUUUGGAAAGGGAAGGAACAGAAGAUAGAUGGCAAGCAUAAUACACGUGAUGUUGUGGAGAUAGCAAAGGUGAUUCCUCAUAUAACUUCACUUUGUAUUGGAAAAUCGGACAAUUCAGACAAUUUCCAGGCUUGGUUCACUGGUUCACAUUUAUAUAUUUCCUCGUCUAUCGAGCGUGAUGAGCUGAAAUGCAUAGUAGACCAUCUAAACAUCAAGAAUGUAUCAGCUCCAAGGUCUGUUAUAAGUCGGUGUCGCAGCAUACUCUUCACUGAUAAUGUGAAAUUGGAAUCAUUAACGGUUUAUAUGGGUAACAGACCACCUCCAGACAAAGAUGACACCUUUGAGCCGUUGGUGAAACAGGGAAGCCUGGCACGUCUAAGAGCACUGCAUUUCUUUGGUGCCAGAGCACUCAGUGCAGAUACAAUAUCCUUGUUAUGUCAAUCUUGCACAGAUCUAGAAGAGCUCUGUUUGCAUCAGUCAAAUAAGGUUACAUCAGAAGCACUGUAUAAUCUGAAGAAUUGCAGCAAAUUGAAGAUUUUACAAAUUACAGACACCGCUGCUCUUAAGGACCUUUCAUUUUUAAAAUAUUGUCCGGGUGUCACUGAAUUGGAUAUCAGUCAGUGCUAUUCUUUGCGUCCAGCUGCAUUUCAGCACCUACUACAUUUGAAAAACCUGAAAAGGUUCCAUAUGAGGCAUUCUAAUGUAAAUGGUUUACCACUAUCUGCAAUGAGAGAGUCCAUGAAGCAGCUGAAGAUCAUCGACCUGUAUUAUUCUUAUGGAUACAGUGAACGUGAGGUGGUCCAGUUAAAACGGUUUGCACCUCAUAUAACAGUGUUAGAAGGCACAUUUAAUUUUGAUAGGCAUUGACAGUUCACGAACACACCUCAUAGGUAAAAUACAAAUGUCAUUCUAUUUAUAUAUCAGAAUAUAUAAAAUGUUCCCAAUAAAAUAAAUAUAUGUACAUGCUAUUAGGUAAAUACUUAUAUUAUCAGAGGUUUCUGCCACUGUUUCCAGUAAAAUAAAUAAAUAUUUGUACAUGCUACUAACUAAAUACUUUAUGUC